UGGCUCUGGGGGGUUUUCCUGGCUCUGGAUCAUUGCCUCAGAGUAGAACGAGAGAUAGAUAGAGAGAGAGAGAGUUUGGAAGGAGGAUGGCUGCCAUCAGGGCGCUUCAACAGUGGUGUAAAGUCCAGUGUGAUGGCUACAGAGACGUGAAUAUAAUCAACAUGACCACCUCGUUCAGAGACGGACUGGCUUUCUGUGCUCUCAUCCACAAAUUCAGACCGGACCUCAUAAACUUCGAGUCCCUGAAUAAGGACAAUGUGUAUGACAACAACAGCUUGGCGUUCCGUGUGGCUGAGGAUCAUCUGGGAAUCCCGGCUCUCCUGGAUGCAGAGGACAUGGUGGCUCUUCCUGUCCCAGAUCGACUCAGCAUUCUCACUUACGUCUCACAAUACUACAACUACUUCAAGGGUCGCUCACCCAUAGGAGGAGUUGGAGGCGUCAAGCGGCCGGCAGAGGACUCGAAAGAGGAGCCGUCAGAAAAGAAGAAUCUCCCUGUCACAGCCAAACCCUACAGCCCAAACACACAUCCGGUGUCUUCCUCUGUCUCCUCUAAACUCACUCCAAACAAGCUUGUGUCCACCUCUGUGACACAGCAGCGUGCCCAGGAAAAACACCUCGUAUCCAAAAACACCAAGAUGACCUCACCAAGCACUGAUUCAGCAUCCACGGUGAAAACCCCAGGCAGGAACGCUGACAAGGCUGUUUUAGUCGAGAGCUCCAAUAAAAAUGGCACCCUGAACAGUAAGUGUGGCGUCUGCAGGAGUCACGUCCACUUGGUUCAGAGACACCUAGUGGAUGGGAAACUGUACCACAGGAGCUGCUUCAAGUGCUGUGAAUGUGCAGCUGCUUUACAGUCCGGGGCGUAUACAUGUGGCCAGCAGCCCGGUACACUGCGCUGCUCUUCACCUCGUUGUACUCAGAAUGGCUUUAAGUCUUCGGCUAAACACAGUGGGUCGGAUACGUCUGGACUCGAACCCCGACGUGGAAAUGAUCCGUCACCUCGGCAGCACAGCUCGGUUCUAACCAGCACUUUGAAACCUGUUCCCAGAUCAGUUCAGCCAUCUCCAGCACCAGAGCCUUGGACCGCUUCAGCACUAAGGACUCAAGAUGCCAGAAAGAGGUUUUUUCUUUCCGCCUCACAGGCCUCUACUUCCCAGAACAUCAUUGCACCGAAGUGUGAAGAAGACAAGAAGCAGGCGCCGGCAUCGAUCUCUCAGAAAUUGGCAGAAGGAAACUGCAACAAUAAUAACAAAGCUUAUAGCUGUGGGCUCAGUCCAGACAACAGAUCUGUUAAAGUCUUCAGCUCAGAGCAGGAGAGACAUGUCUCAGGCACAGAAGUCCAAGCUGGACAUUUGUGUAUUUCUCUGACCAACACCGGCAGCACGGAGUCCCCGAGUCUGAGUGGCAUAAACAAAGAGCACACCAGACCUCCCUCCUCUUCCCUCUUCAUCACCAGAGCCAUAGCCAAAGAUGUGGGGAGCUGUGAAGGCCCAAAGCUAAAGACGGCAUCAAAUGAACCAGGACUAAAAACGUUCACUGAAGAUAAUGCCGUGACUCCCGAACAAAACAAAAUCAUCUGUAAUGAUAAGCAGCUGAAUCACCAGACCACAAACGUUACUCCUUAUAAAUCUCCAGCCAGAGCCUCUGGGGUCUCAGGCUCUAAAUCUGAGCGUUCCUCGGCGAGCUCAUCACCCGGGCGUACGCUGCCAUGUACAGAUCAACACCAUGGAGGCCUGGCUGAAUCUAGCUGUAUAUCAGAAAACGACCGAACCUGUCCGUCCCUCAGGCAUCUAGUGGAUGACGGUGUCUACUUGAGACAGCCAGGAUGCUCUGACUCUGCAGUACAUGCCGAAGACAGAAUUGCGCCAUUCGAGAACAGUUCACAGCUGGAGACGGAGUCACUCCCGAUCAGGUCUCACCACAUACCAAUCGAGCAGAUCACGAAGGAGCUGCAGGAAAUUGAGAACAGCCUGAGUGAUUUGGAGAAAGCGGGAAUUGACCUGGAGAGAAGACUACGCAGCUGUGAGGAAGAGGGUAGCGGGGACAUUUUGGCGGAUCCGUUGAUGGUGGACUGGUUCAACCUGAUUCGGAAGAAGCAAAGUUACAUACGGAGGGAAUCUGAGCUCAUGUACAUAACAAAAACUCAAGGUUUAGAGGAGCAGCAGCCAGAAGUGGAAGGAGAGCUCAGGAAACUGAUUAAUAAACCAGAGCAUCUCAAAAGCACUUCAGAAAUGAAGAGAGAGUCUGAUCUCAUGAAGAAGCUGGUGGAGAUCGUCAACGACCGGAACGCCAUCGUGGACGGCCUGGAGGAAGACAGACGGAGAGAAGAAGAAGAGGAUCAGAAGCUGAAUGAAAUGAUACAGCGGCUUGGUAAGUGUACGCAAACUAAAGAGCAGGAGAACGUCGUCCUUCUCUAAGGUGUUCAGACGCAGAAGUAAAAACCAAGGAAGGAAGGAAGAAGGAUCCGUGGCCGAGCCGUGACUCGGUGACGCAAUCUCGCCACGCACAGCCGCUCAAAGAACUCUGUGAAGUGUGGCAGGUCAGAUGUUUAAUAUAAUGAAACAGAAAACACACCGUGCCUUGUUUGUGCUCCUCGGUUUACAUCCCAGACUGCACUCAGCCACAUCCACAACAUCCGCUCAGUGGUUUUAUUCUCUUCACUUGCUUUACAUGCUUGUUAUACUCUAUGAAGAAAGAGAGAAUAAAAAUCUAACAAUUCAUUCAUUAAUUUAUUUAUUCAUUCAUUAAUGGAUUUUAUUUGUAGUUUGAAUUACACAUAGACUUAAACAUGGAAUUGAUACAUUUCAUCAGAUGUGUUUUUUAUUUUGUUAUUAUUAUUAUUAUUAUUAUUAUUGUUGUUGUUGUUAUUAUCAUUGUUAUUAUUAUAUUAUAAUUAUGUUAUUACAAUGAAAAUAAUUAGUAUUAUAAUUUUGAUAGUAGUAAUAAGUAAUAAUAUAUUUAUUAUUAUUAUUAUUAUUAUUAUUAUUAUUAUUAUUAUUAUUAUUAUUAUUAUUAUUAUUAUUUCAACACAACUCACUCACAUAAAAUGAUCCUGCACAUUUCUGUAAAGUGUCACUUUCCCUAUUGCCCUAAAGGUGGCACUACAGGCUCACAUGCCCUUCAGAAGAGUAUUUAAAAAAGAAAGAAAGAAAGAAAGAAAGAAAGAAAGAAAGAAAGAAAGAAAGAAAGAAAGAGAGAAAAAAAAGAAAUUUAGAAAGCACCCUACAUGCCUACACUUCCAAUGUUGCUCAAUAUAAACUCUAAAAAAUAUAAUAUAUAUAAAGAAUUUUCCUAACUAAAUCAAUCUGGCAUUACUGAAAGGUUUAUAUUUUCUUUUCUGUUUUUAUUUACUUAUUUUUAUAUUUAUUUAUAAUUUUUUUCUUGUGAGAAAUAAUUAGUCUUGUUUUUUUGCUUUUUAGUGCGUUAAACCUGUUUAAUUAUGUGUGGACUGUGGUCAUGUGUUCAGAUAAAUUUUUUGUUGGCUUCCAGAAAGACUUGUGUUUAAGACUCGUGUGUAAAAGUGCAUGAGGAAUAUUAGAAUAAAUUACAGACCAGAGUUUUUUAGUGAUUAAUCCUACUUUUUUAAAAAGAUUUUCAACUACUUUCAAUUGCUUACAAACUGUAAAUAUGUUGUCGUCGUUGUUGAAUUUUUAGUAUGUUUUUUCUUUUUUAAUUACUUGGUAUAAUAAAAGUAGUA
Molecule: messenger RNA, 3697 nt
Organism: Tachysurus vachellii
Lineage: Eukaryota; Metazoa; Chordata; Actinopteri; Siluriformes; Bagridae
Gene: micall2a
Product: mical-like 2a
Exons: 18
Coding region: 87-2417 (776 amino acids)
Molecular function (GO): protein binding
Source: RefSeq, a predicted model, not a curated record